Molecule: messenger RNA, 3681 nt
Organism: Fundulus heteroclitus (mummichog)
Lineage: Eukaryota; Metazoa; Chordata; Actinopteri; Cyprinodontiformes; Fundulidae
Gene: tsc1a
Product: TSC complex subunit 1a
Exons: 21
Coding region: 118-3222 (1034 amino acids)
Biological process (GO): negative regulation of cell population proliferation; negative regulation of TOR signaling; regulation of cell cycle
Cellular component (GO): TSC1-TSC2 complex
Source: RefSeq, a predicted model, not a curated record
CAGGUGUCAAAUAGCGCGUGUGGGCGGGGCCUGCUGUCACUGGACGUGUCCGCGUUCAGCUGGAAUCAACAGGUCUGACGGCGCCGGAGCUGCUAAGCUGGGCUCCAGAAGAGCACGAUGUCCAGGGAACAGGUGAGCAUCCCGGACCUGCUGCUCUCACUGGAGAGCUCCGAGCUGCAGGAGGUGGAGCGCGUCAGGGCGGCGGUCAACCAGCAGCUCAGCUCAGACAGAGGAGGCGCCAUCCUCUCCUCGCUGGUGGAGCAUUACCUGGACUCCUCCUCCUCUCAGGUGGUGCUCCUCCUCUCCUCCAUCAGAGAGCCUCAUCACAAGGUCCUGCUGGAGAAGCUGAACGAGGCGCUGACCCGACCCGGAAGCAGACUGGCGGCCGUCACCCUGCUGGGUCACCUGGUGAGGAAGCAGCCUCCGUGGGUCCAUCACAUCAGCCAAUCAGCCGUGCUGUCGUCCCUGCUGCGCUGCCUCAAGACGGAUGCUGACGUGGUGGUGCUCAUCACGGGCGUCCUGGUCCUCAUCACGCUCCUACCCAUGAUCCCUCAGGCCGGGAAGCAGCACAUCUACGACUUCUUCGACGUCUUCGGGCGCCUGGUGUCCUGGAGCUACAAGAACCCUGGUCACGUGUCGGCGCUGUACCUGGUCCACCUCCACGCCGCCGUUUACUCGCUGUUCCACCGUCUCUACGGGAUGUUCCCCUGCAACUUCCUCUCCUACCUGAGGCUCCACUACAGCAUGAAGGAGAACCUGGACACCUUCCAGGAGGUGGUCAAGCCGAUGUUGGAACACGUACGGAUUCACCCAGAGCUCGUUACCGGGACUCCGGACUAUGAACUGGACCCGUCCAGGUGGAGGUGCUACGAAGUCCAUGACAUCAUCAUCGAGUGUGCCAGACUGUCUCUGGACCCUCUGGAGUCGUCCUGUGAGGAAGACAUCUUCUCUUCUCCCCCAGCCUCUCCCAGACGCGCCCACCUGUCCUCCUCUCAUCUUCACCUGGAUCUCAGCUCCACCCCCCGUGGCCUGGAGCCAAUCAGCAGCUCAGGAAGCUCAGCCAGCCGUCCGUCUCGGCUGACGCUCAGCACCUCCUUCAUGCAGGCUGAUGAUGUCAUAUGGAGCCCCUCCUCUGAGUGUGGUUUGUCCACGCCCCCUCCUGAGGCUGCUGCAACAAGCCCCGCCCCCUCACUGAGCAGGUGUUCCUCCGUCUCAGGUGUGAAAUGUCCCUCACCUGCCUCCAAACCUGUAACCACGCCCAGUGAAGAUGUCGGGGUCCUCCAGGUGAGACCGGGCUUCAGUGAGGAGGCGCAACAGGAAGAGAGCCCCUGUCCGUCCUCCCAGCCGAAGCAGCAGCCAAUCAGAGCGAAGGAGGAGAGUGAUGCGAUCAGCGGUGACCUGAAGAGUGCAGACGUCAGACCUCCCCCCGCCUCCUCCCAGCUCCUCCUCCUUACCUCCACCCCCAGCCGGGAUGCCCCGCCCUCCGGCCUCCGCUCUCCUUCCUGCUCCGGCUGCCUGACUCCUUUGCAGUCCUCUUCCCACCUGUCUGAGGAGCAAGGUCCCGCCCCGCCGUACGAGUCGCUGUUUGAGCUCGCUCUUCCUCGCGCCGCCACGCUCUUCAUCGGGAAGAAAACGCAGGAGGUGCUGGAGAAAGCUGCAGGGGAGCAGAAGGAGGAGCAACAGGAGGAGGAGCAGACCUGCAUCUCUCCUCUGAAGGUUCUGGACCGUAUGAUUGUCCAUGGAAACGACGCUCAUGAAUGCCUCAGCAGGAGGUUCUCAGCUGGAUCCAAGUCGGUGGAUCGGGUUCAUUUGGGAGGUAAACAGCAGAGCAUGAAAAGCAAAGGCCCCGCCCAGGGGGAGGAGCUUCAGGCCCUGAAGAGCCAGCUGCUGCUGGUUCACAGCCAGCUCCAGUACGAACGCUUCAAACGGCAGCAGCACGCCAUCAGAAACCGCCGCCUGCUGCGCCGCGUCAUCAACUCCACGGCUCUGGAGGAGCAGACUGCCGCUAUGAAGGCGCAGCUGGGCGUGCAGGACGAGGAGAUCCGCUGUCUGAAAACGAGCCUGGAUGAAGAGCAGCGGCGCUUCACCAAGCUGAAGCAGGACACACAGACCCAGACGCAGCUCCUGCACGCUCAGAUCCAGCAGCUGCUGCAGCAGCAGCAGGACAAACGGCAAGAGAACCAGCAGCUGCAGAGCGAACUCAGGGAGUCUCAGGGCCGGCUGAGGGACCUGGAGGCGGAGCUUCAGAGAGCCAGCAACAAGGCCAACCACGCUGAACACCAGCUGACGCAGCUGUCCCUGAAGCUGUGCAGCAGUGAGCAGCUGCAGCAGCAGAUCUUCCUGCUCAACCAGCAGCUCAUCCUGCUGAGAGAAACCAACAGGGCUUUGAGGGAACAGCUGGAGGAACGAGAUCCCCGCAGCUGGACCGAGGAGGCCAUGCUGCAGCGCACCAUGGGCAAGGACUUCCAGAGGCUGAGGGACUCAGACGUCCAGCAGAAACAGAAGCUGGAGGCGGCCAACCACCGAGUAGCAGAGCUGGAGAACCAGCUGGCCAAGAAGGAGAAGCUGAUCUUGGAUCAGAAGAAGCUUCUGGAGGACACCAAGAACCAGAACAGGGCGGAGCUGUCGGCCUCAGAGACUCGCUGCGUCGCUCUGAAGAGGGUCGCCCAGACGCUGCAGACGGAGAUGCUGCACCUGUACGGCCAGAUCCUUCUGGACACGCCCACAGGAAGUGACGCGCGCGCCCACGGCUCGGCUGUGGACGCCAGCAGCAGGCCAAUCAAAGAUGGCGCCUCCUCCCCUGUCGCUCCCGACAACAGGCCCCGCCCCUUCUCUUCUUCUGCUGUCAGAAUCAUAAACGGUGCCGUGGAGGCCCUGUCCUCCUCUUCGCCCCUCUCCGUCUCCCCCUUCGACUCCCCCCCUCUGGCCGUCGGCUCCUUCCUAGAGCAGCAGGCCCGCCGGCUGUUUGGGCCGACCCAGAGCCCCGAGGAGGAGGAGGAGGAGGAGGAUGAUGAAGAGGAGGCGGCGGAUGAGGAGCGUGAGGAGGAGGAAGAGGUGGCCCAGCCGGAGAGCCCCCCGCUGGGUCAGGAGGUGGAGGAGGCCAUGCUCCUCACUGGGAGUCCUCUGGAGUCGCUGAGUCCUGCGGACCUGGCGCCGUCGGUCCGCCAGCGGCGAGCCGAGCUCAGCAUCAUGGACUACGACGCCUCGCUGCCCGACUUCUGACUGCAGGCCGGCCGACCGCUUAAUUACAGGAACCGCUGAGUUUUCCCAGGAUAAUCUGAGCCUGGGGUUCUGAUCCGGUCUGACUGGAGCGUCUGGUUCUGGAUGCUGAGGCAGAAGCUGCUGGACCUACAGGCGGCAGCAGCAGCAGCAGCUCCCUCCUAAUCCUAAAUCACACUAAUAAAUGAGCCGCAGGUAAUAAAUGAGCAGAUGUUUGGAGAACCUGGAUGAUCUUCAGGGAGGCGAGGAGGAGCGGGUUCCUCCUGGGCAGCAGGAGGUGAACCACCAGCAUGGAAAUCAUGAUUAAAUGUCUGCAAAUUCUCCUUUAGUUCAUAUUUUAAUCUGAGAAAUGAAGCAAAGAAAAGGAAGCGUUGUUAUCGAUCAUUUGUUCCACAUCGUGUUCCUCAGGCGGAACGUGAUGCGGUUGUUGAUCUGCAGAACUGAACAAUAAAGAAUUAAAGA